This is a messenger RNA of Zeugodacus cucurbitae (melon fly), 5152 nucleotides long. It is a transcript of the gene per, whose product is annotated as period circadian protein. The transcript is spliced from 14 exons. NCBI's taxonomy places the organism in Eukaryota, Metazoa, Arthropoda, Insecta, Diptera, Tephritidae. Gene Ontology annotation, biological process: negative regulation of transcription by RNA polymerase II; entrainment of circadian clock by photoperiod; circadian regulation of gene expression. Bases 1774 to 4878 code for a protein of 1034 amino acids. The record is from RefSeq and is a predicted model, not a curated record. Gene Ontology annotation, molecular function: transcription corepressor binding; transcription cis-regulatory region binding. Gene Ontology annotation, cellular component: nucleus; cytoplasm.
CGGACCACCGCGGGUGAGAAAAACCUCACAACUGCGUUCGGCAAGCUCACGCGUAGUCAGUGUGUUCAGAGCUCUAGUAGGUGAACCACGGACAACGCAUUCGCUUCCAUUCCGAUGUCAAUGUUACUGCGGUACCCUCCCUUGCAAGCUGGUCCGCUUCCCAGUUUCCAGCGAUUCAGCGGUGACCAAAUACCCACACAAGUGGGUAGAAGAUGUUAUACACUCCCUAACUAAUUUAAAGCGUACUGUCAUCGAAGCCAAGACCAAUAUUGCCGCUCUGUCAGAUUUAUAAACAGCUUGUAGUUUCAUGGGUCCAGUCCAUAAAGCUUGUGUUUCUCAAAUAAGUCGUGUAUGUCGGACAAUUUAUGAUAAUUGUGGAUCGCAGGAACAAUCCUUAUGAACUCUGACAUAAAUUGGACCAAUCCUUGCUAUCUAAAAAGUGAAAAAAACACAUCGCCUUGAGAUGUACCUUGUGUUAUUCAUUCCAUCUUCAACACAGACUAAGUGAUAAAUAGUGGAAAUCGGAGGAGAGUUUUUGUCAAAUAUUUCUAGUCUCACUCUGUUUUAAUAGCUGGCAUAUUCAAAUUCAUAAAUAUAUCUUCCUGAAAGUCUAUUUUAGUGCAAUAAAGCCGGUACAAAUAUAUUUUGUCCUUCAUGUGUAAGUUUAUCAAGUUAACCCAUUCGCAAUGAGAAACAUUUACCGCUAUUGAAUAGCUCGGAAAAUAGACAAUUCAAAGUUUUGCUUUCAAAAGUACACUGGCAACAUGCAGAAUAGAAAAUAGUCAAAGCCGCAAAAGUAAGUCGAAUAACAAAAAGUUUUGCUUUGCAGAGAAGCACUCUCAAUUACAACUUAUACAAUCUAACAACCUUCCUGAAACCAUUGAAGCAAAACUGAAAUAAACCCAACGAACACACCCCCUAAAGCGUGCACCCACAUGUUUACUUUUAAAUAGCCACAUACGGUUAACUGUAUUUCUUGGUGUUGUUGGUGUGUAUACGCACAGCCCACAUUUCGUAGCGCACCCAUAGUCGGGAAGCUGACAUGCAAACUUUCUGCAUAGAUUCAUGUUAUAAAUAUUAUCAAUGCUCGUACGAAGGUAAAAGCUAGAGUUUCAAUGCUCCACUCCUGCCGAUUGAUCUAUAAAUAGUACGAACAACCCCAACCCCAACCCUAACCACACUUUACAAUGGUUGUCGACCGAGAAUUCGCUAGUAUAAUGAACAUAUUGUACAUAUUGGCAGCGCGCAUUGCUGGACACGCCGUGCGGCGACUGAGAGAGAGUACAUGCGAGAGAAAGUUCAUGUGCAAAUGCCAACCAACGCGACCGAAGAACGUGCAGACAUGUGUGGCGUGUACUUGGGACCCCUGUUGCACUGCUGACGCUCGCGCGUUGGCCGUUGGUGCCGGCCACAUCACACAGCGCACACAACACGAAGAAAGGUGCCGUCGUUGUGAUGUGCUGGCUUGGCAUUGAUGUUGGCGAUGGCGUUGAAACGUGAUUGUGCGAUAACACAUUUGCGAAUAAAACAAAUUGUUGCCGACGCUGGAGGCUCAGUCGUAGGAAUAACGUCGCACAGCAUUAUCCAAUAAAACAUUGAAUUGAAAAACAAAAUAUUUUAGUACAAAAAAUAUUAGUGAAAAGUACUAAAACGAAUAGUUUUUAUACCACAAAAGUGCAGUGCAUUUUCCUAAAAGUGCUUUUUAUUGAAGAAAAACUCUUAAAAUAAGUGUAAGAAACUCAGUUCGUAUUUAAAAAAAACACCAGUUUCAAAAUGGAAGGCGAAUCAACGGAAUCUACACACAACACCAAAGUUUCGGACUCUGCAUAUUCGAACAGUUGCAGUAACUCGCAGUCACAGCGCAGCGGCAGUUCGAAAUCACGUCUAAGCGGUAGUCACUCAUCUGGCAGCAGCGGCUAUGGCGGCAAACCAUCAACGCAGGCUAGCAGUAGCGACAUGCAUAUUAAGCGCGUCAAAGAUAAGACACGCAAGAAGAAGAAGUUAAAGAGUUCGGCACAAACGAAUAUUCUGGAAAAUCAGGAUGAUGUCCCAAAUACCAGUGAACCACAAAUUGAGGAGCAAAUCUCAUUGGGCUGCGACAAGGCAAUCGCACAAUGCAGUCGCCAGAAGGAGAAUAAAGAGACGUCAUUAUUGCUGGAGAAGGAGACAACCGAACAAACUAAAUCGGAGAUUUCAUUGCAAUUUCCCACACCAUCACCGUUAUCUACUACCACACAGCAAGGUGGUAAGUCUGAGAGAACCUGUGAAUCGGCACCAGGGAAAUUAGAAAGCUCUGGCAAGGCAGAAAAACUUAAGGAGGAGAGCUUCUGCUGCGUAAUAUCGAUGCAUGAUGGCAUCGUACUCUUCACAACGCCCAGCAUUACCGAUGUACUCGGUUUUCCACGCGAUAUGUGGUUGGGACGUUCGUUCAUCGACUUCGUACAUCCCAAGGAUCGUGCCACAUUCGCCAGUCAAAUAACGACCGGCAUACCAAUUGCAGAAUCACGCAAUAGCGCACCGAAAGAUGCGCGCAGCACGUUCUGCGUGAUGUUACGUCGUUAUCGCGGCUUAAAAUCUGGUGGUUAUGGCGUCAUUGGACGUCCGGUGAGUUAUGAACCCUUCCGUUUGGGACUGACAUUCCGAGAGGCACCCGAGGAGGCGCGUCCGGACAACAAUCUCGUAUCGAAUGGUACGAAUAUGUUGCUAGUCAUAUGCGCCACGCCCAUCAAGAGCUCAUAUAUAGUGCCAGAUGAGAUACUCUCGCACAAAAGCCCGAAAUUCUCCAUACGUCACACAGCGACGGGUUUAAUCUCGCAUGUGGACAGCGCCGCCGUGUCCACAUUGGGCUAUUUGCCACAAGAUCUUAUUGGACGUUCAAUAUUUGACUUUUAUCAUCCGGAAGAUCUUAUGGUGUUGAAGGAGAUCUACGAAACUGUUAUGAAGAAAGGACAGACAGCGGGCGCUUCGUUUUGUAGCAAACCCUAUCGUUUUCUCAUACAGAAUGGUUGCUAUAUAUUAUUGGAAACAGAGUGGACUAGUUUUGUGAAUCCGUGGUCGCGUAAACUGGAAUUCGUAAUAGGACACCAUAGAGUGUUUCAAGGACCCAAACUUUGUAAUGUUUUUGAUACGGCACCCACUAAUAAGCCAAAGCUUUCCGACGAAGUACGUAGUCGGAAUAUGCGCAUCAAAGACGAGAUACUCAAACUACUGGAGGAGUCGAUAUCGCGACCGUCGGACACUGUAAAGCAGGAGGUAUCGCGUCGUUGUCAAGCGUUAGCUUCCUUCAUGGAGACACUAAUGGACGAGGUGACGCGCACAGAUCUGAAACUCGAGCUACCACAUGAAAAUGAGUUGACAGUCUCCGAACGAGAUUCGGUGAUGUUGGGCGAGAUUUCGCCACACCAUGAUUACUACGAUAGCAAGAGUUCGACGGAAACGCCGCCCAGCUACAAUCAAUUAAAUUACAAUGAGAAUUUGCAGCGUUUUUUUAACAGCAAGCCUGUUACCGCGCCCGUCGAGGUCGACCCAAUGAAGAACGAACAGUCCUACAGUAUUUCGGCUGAUGCACGUAACACGCUCAGUCCGGUGCAGUGUUUCGAAGGCAGCGGUGGUAGUGGGUCUUCAGGAAAUUUUACAUCCGGCAGCCACAUACACAUGAGUAGCAUUACCAAUACAAGCAACGCCGGUAACGGCACCUCAUCAGGCAGCGCACAGUUGGUGACGUUAACCGAAUCGCUAUUAAAUAAACACAACGACGAAAUGGAGAAGUUCAUGUUGAAGAAGCAUCGCGAGGCACGCGGCCGUUGCGGCGAGAAGAGUAAGAAGGCAACCGAAAAGGUGAUGGAGUAUAGUGGACCGGGGCAUGGUCUUAAGCGUGGCGGUUCACAUUCGUGGGAGGGAGAUGCCAACAAACCUAAGCAUCAGCAUACAAAUGUAAUGGACACGCAACGCGAUUACGUGGAUCACCACAAUAUGGCGACAAAUUCAACUAACAAAGCGUACGGCACGCUACAAACCACACUGGGUGAUACAUCCUUUGCGGGUUCGUAUGCGGCAGCCGGGCUUUCCUGCACGCGCAACGUCAAUCUCUGGCCACCAUUCUCGGUGGGCAUCAACACUUCGCACACAUCGCAGACGGUGGCCCAGAGUGGUUUCACACCACAACACAGCAUCUUCCCGACAUUCUAUUACAUACCAGCCACCGCAGCAGCUGCAGCAGCAGCCGCCACACAGACGCACGUCAAACCCAAUCUGUCCGACAUGCCGAGCACGUCGGCUCAGGCGCUGCCGCUGCAAUAUAUGACAGGCGUUAUGUAUCCACAUCCCUCACUCUUCUACACGCAUCCGGCGACAGCAAUGAUGUACCAGCCCAUGUCCUUCUCAAAUAUGGCCAAUUCGUUGACCUUUUCGGAUCAGGGCAGCAGCGCGAGCGCUUUCAAAACGAAUCAACCUGUUAUGUUGGCGCCGACGCCUACAAAGACUCAGGGCGCGUUCCACUCGAUCACACCUGCGCAACUGCAACGUCCGUCGUCGCAAGCGACUUCGAUAAAGGCCGAACCCGGUUCGAACAUGGCGCCUUCGGAUUCAUCGAAAAAAGGUAUUGCUGACUCACCAAUUCCAUCGGUUAUCGGCGAUUAUGUGUCGGAUCAACUCAAUCCAAAUGAUCUGAAGCCCAACACCGAUAGCAAUGCCAACAGUGAUGACAUGGAUGGUUCCAGUUUCUCGUCUUUUUAUUCCUCCUUUAUAAAAACCACCGACGGCUCGGACAGUCCACAAGAAAACGAUAAAGAAGGAAAACAUCGAAAAUAUAAGGUACAAAACGACUCUAAAUCGAUGGAGAAUGCAGAGGAAGACCAGACAUUACAUGGUGACGGUUAGAUACACGUGAGUUGGUGAAUUGCUCAACAACGUGAUGACAAGUUUUGUGGCAACGUGACGAUCAGUAAGCGGCAAUUUUAUUUACAAAAAACUAUACCCAUACAAAUCCACUUUGGCACAACUUUGAUACAAAGAAGUAUUAGCGCAAGUAUUGUCGCUGGCAUUAUACAAUUAAAUGCUGAAAAUCAUAAUUUGCGUUUCGCUACGUAACGUAUUGUGACGACGCUAUGGUUAUGAACCCCAUUUUUUUAAACGGACGUAGUCUUCAUUAUAA